Saccharomycodes ludwigii is the source of this 2220-nucleotide messenger RNA. RefSeq names its product Sld3p (gene SLD3). Gene Ontology annotation, biological process: DNA replication initiation. The transcript has a single exon. NCBI's taxonomy places the organism in Eukaryota, Fungi, Ascomycota, Saccharomycetes, Saccharomycodales, Saccharomycodaceae. The coding region runs from base 1 to 2220 and encodes 739 amino acids. The record is from RefSeq and is a predicted model, not a curated record. Gene Ontology annotation, cellular component: DNA replication preinitiation complex.
AUGACUGUAAAAUUGAAAAUAUUACAAUCAUUUAACUUGACUUCAAAAUCAUUUCUACUUGUUGCAAAAUAUACCAUCUCGAAAUUAAAGCUGCAUAGAGACCAAAUACUAAUAUUGUCUUCGGAGUCAGUAUUGCCAUGCAAUAUAUCUGAUGACAUAACGAUAAAAUAUCUAGUACAAGAGAUUGAAACUGAUAAAAUAUAUGUUUUGGAAUCAUUAACAAAUAAAGUUGUUAUUUUAUAUCAACUUCCCAAGGAUUUUAUAGAUAAACUUGACAACAAAGAAAGUAAAGAAAAUAGUAGCAAAAAUGUACAAGAUUUGUCCUUUAAUAAUGACUUUCUGACAGUCAGCAACAUUCCUGAUAUUCUUAAAAAGAUAAAAGAAACAAAUAAACCAUGUAGCAGAGAACGAUUAGGGAAUACUCAUGAUAGCGUACCCAUUUUAUUAAACCAAGUAUCAUUUUACAAACCAAGACUCUUAGCAUCAAAUUCUCAUAUGAAUAAUGGUGGAAACAAUAGUACCAGGACAGGUUUAAUUGAUCCAGAAAAAUAUUUACUUGAAAAAUAUCAUGAAGUUUUAUAUUCGAUAAAUUUAACUUUCUCUCAUUUUAUAAGACAUUGUCUCUACAGAUUCAAAAAAUUGUGCAAAGAGUCAUGUGAAGAUUUGACUGCCGCGACCUUAAAAUACAAAAAAAUAUUGACUUCUAUGCUACUGUCAGUGAACCAAUUUGACAAACGACACUUUAAUAAUGGUCUUUUAAAGAAUAUAGAUACGGCUGAUGUUCAUUUGAUUAAAUUAAAAAACAAGAUUUUACUGAGUGAUUGGAAAAUACAAGAUUUAAAUUCAUUUACUAAUAAUAAUGACAAUUGUGAAAUUAUAAGCAAGUUAAAUUCAAUUUUUAAAAUUAGAGAAUUAAAGCUACAAAUUCUUUUAACUUUGGAAUUAUUAUUGUUUACUUCCUUGGAUUCUAGAUUUGAAAAAUUUCAAUCUGUCUACAAAAAAAAUAUACAGAAAAGAGCAUUACAUAUUUCAAAAUUGAGCAUCAAAAAAAGGAAAAAAAAGGAGAACCUUAAAACUGAAAGUACCAAGUAUGGGGUAAAAAAUGAUGACAUGCAAAUUUCAGAAUCCACCGAUUUAUGUGAGAAACUAGAUAUAUGGCUAGAUAAAUUGAUCAUCACUGAGUCGUUGAUAACUAUUAACUACGAAAUAACCAAUCCAAUGGAGAAAAGAAUACUAGACUUUUUUAAGGGUAGAAUGUUAGUAGAUACUGAUGAAGAAUCGACUUUCGGAUUUCUGAAUAAGUUAUUAAUUCCAUAUUACAAGAAAAAAUUACCCCAUACAACAAAGUUUAUUUCCAAAAAAGUUAAGGGAACUACAUUUAAAAAUAGCCUUACAGCUCCUACUAGUAAGGACAGUCUACAGAAAUCGAAUGACAAUACAACCAGUAUCGAUGGUAGUACUCAAUUAAUGGUUAAUAGGAGUAGAAGUAACAGUAUACUUAGUAGCACAAGUGGUGCUAAAUCUACCGAUAACAAUAACAGGAAAGUUGGUUCCUUGUUCAAUGCUCCAUUUUUAAACAGAAAAUCGUCCACUUUGUCUGACUUCAUUUCUAUGGAGCCGAACAAGAAACCCCAGUUUAAAAGAACAAAAUCAGAAUUAUAUAAUUUGGAAAGGAGGUUAACAUCAAUUAUAGGUAGUACCAAGGAAAGUACUAAUAAUAACACAUUAAAAUCCAAAAAAAGAAAAAUUAUGCCCACUUUAUAUAGAGAAUCCAAUAAGGUGCCACAAGAACCUGACACCGAAGGUUUUAUGAAAGUUAAUGGUAAAAUGGUCAAAUUAGCAAAAUUGUCGUCACAUUUUUCAUCCUUUCAGAGGAUUGGCAAAAAAGUUAAAUCAAACAAUAGCAGCAAUGCCGAUCUAUUGGAAUCAAAAACUGGAAUAUGUUCUACCACUGAACCAAAAAUGAACGUUGUUGAAGUCGAGGCAACACCACUGAAGAAAUAUAAUUCCACCAACCAGAACAUUCUUUUAUCAACGCAACGGGUUUCAGAAUCUCCGUUGAUAGAGUUUGCCUCAACAAGAAACUCGCCUUUAGAUCAAAUGAUAUCUUCUUGUGAGUCAAAAUUAAAAACACCUCUACAAAAUUUAAAUGAAAACACAGAAGAUGACGAUUCUAUUGGUAGAAAUUUAAUGAAUGUACGUAGAAAACUAUUUAAAUGA